UCAUGAUAAAGAAAGGCGGAAAAACAUUUUGGGAAAACAUCAACAAAACCACCCCUUUUGAUAAAACUUAUACGUGUAUGGGUUGUGCAGUGCAUUCAUCUGUCAACAAAUAGCUGGUGUUAUGCGAGAUGUACCGUCAGUCUUGUAUCAUGACUAGUUAACUUAAGGUCGGGUUAUUGUGUGAUGUUGAAGAAAAGUUGUUAGUUUUACUAUUCUUGUGCCAUCUUUAUAGUGGAGAAGAACCAACGAAUGUAUCUUUUCGAUUAGUUUUUUAUUCGAUGCACAGGGUUAGAAGUUGUCCAGAAUGUGAAAUAUUAAUUGGUGAUGAAAAGAGAUUACUACUAGUGCCCGAUGGAGCGUUAUGAAACGGUGAACAGAUGUAAUCAUUUCGUCCUAGUUUUAAAAAUCAAUAUGCUAUGGAGAUAUCGGUUCGCUGUUUGUAUUCAUUGUUAAAUGUGUAUUCUAAUGAUUUUCUUCGAGGGCAGUAUUAGAAAAUGACAGUGAAAAACUGCUGUAAAAUCAAAUCUUUUUCAAGGACAUUUGAGUGGUUUGGCUCGGUGGAUGGAAAAGGUCGAGCGAAAUUUACCUCGUGAUGUCCGGAAAUUAGCGCAGUCGUUAACACAUGUACAAACAGGAGUGUAAGAAACAACACAAAUGAAGCAAUAACGAUAACUGGGGCGUGAGACUAAAUGCAAUUGUGGCCUGUUUUGCUUCAAGAAUUACUGUAAAUCAGAAGCAUUAAUCAUCAUUCCUCGCUACGCAGUUCACCCUGGGUUGCAACCGUAUUUUCACGCUUCAGAAUCUGCCCAAUGUCGAGUAGAUUCCAACAGAAGACGGUGCCAAAGCGGCCCGCCACAGCGAAACCAACCUCAAGCAAUCACCAAUCCAAACGAAAUCUACCAAAGAUUAGGAGCAGCUUCAUUCGGAGUGCGUGAUUUGCCCUUUCGCGAUUGUUUUCGCGCUAACAUUGGAGUCGAAAGUUUUACAUUAAUUUUAAGUUUCCCACGUCUGGGUGCCUGAAUCUAUAAGUGUUAUUGAAAUGGAGGACAGAGAUACAACCUUCUCUCCGAAGCUAAGAACAAAGGUUCCGAAGGUGGGAUGCUUACGGAUGAUUACAGAUCGCAUUCCGGCUAGGUUGGUGCUAUACUUUUUGUCUUGGUCCGGCUUUCUCGUGUCAUUCAUGAUGCGUAACGACAUUAAUUUUGCCCUUGUGGCUAUGGUUCGAGACAAUAACCCAAACUCAUCCUCCAACGAUAACUGUGUGUCCUCUUCGGCAGCAUACAUUCCAACAAUGAACGGAGUUGACACUAACUAUACGAUGCUACUGAACAACACGGAUGAAGCCGAUCUACACGGAACGGAAACGAGAGAAUAUUAUGGUGAUUUCGAUUGGGACUCGACGGUACAAUCGGUUAUCAAAGGAUCGUUCUACUGGUGCUAUGUGCUGUCCCAGGUUGUUGGUGGUGUGGCCACUCAGUAUUUUGGAACGAAGAGUGUAUUUGGCUGGAGCCAGUUUUUCACGGCCGCCAGCAGUCUAUGCAUUCCGUAUGCCGCGGAUAUACACUAUGGUGCCGUUAUUAUGCUCCGAUCGGUUCAAGGUUUCGCGAGUGGAUUAACUUGGCCCGCUAUGUAUGCCAUCGUUGGCUAUUGGAUUCCACCGGUGGAACGCAGUCGAUUUAUGUCCAGUUUUCAAGGAUUCAGUAUUGGGAUUGGUUUGACCUAUCCGCUCUGUGGCUUUAUCAUUGCUUAUUUCGGUUGGAGGCUGGUAUUCUACACCACGGGAACAAUCGGCAUGAUUUGGUGUGUGUUUUGGUAUCUAUUGGCGUAUAAUACACCACAGGAACAUCCACGCAUCACUUCAGAGGAAUUGGAGUACAUCGAGCUGAAUGUCAGCGAGGACAUCAAGAACGGACAAGGCAUGAAAGUACCAUGGAAAAAGAUUUUCACCUCGGUACCGGUGUGGGCGAUUGGGCUGACUACCUUUGGUCGCAUCUGGGUCCACUAUACCUUCAUUAUGUCCGGUCCGGAGUUCAUGCAGAAAAUCCUCUGCUUCGACAUCAAGGAGAAUGGUCUGCUAAGCGGGACGCCUUUCCUCUGUUCCUACCUGUCCUCGGUGCUAUUCUGUUACAUCGCGGAUAUUUUGAUGGACAAGAAAAUGAUGACAUUGACAAACGUGAGGAAACUUUUCACCGCUCUCUCGCAAAUUGUUCCGGGUGUCCUUGUACUACUUGUUGGUUACCUAGGAUCUAACCUAAUCGCAGUGCUUGUCCUGUGGUUUGUGGCAGUUACCUUUAUUACGGCAUCGUAUGCGGGUGCAAUGGCGAAUAUAGUGGACAUUGCACCAAAUUUAGCCGGACCGGUGCUGGCAUUUGCACAGACGAUUCACAUGACGGCAUCCUUUCUACAGCCACUCGCUAGCGGAAUCAUGGUGACCGAUGCGCAAAACAUUAACCAGUGGCAGCAUGUGUUCGGUGUGAGUUCCGUUGUGGCCAUCAGUUCCUACUUGAUAUUUCAGCUGUUCGGUACGGCCGAGAUUCAGUCCUGGAAUUAUCCUAUACCGGACGCAGAGAUCAUAUCGACGGACGAUUCAGCAGUUAUCGCGAAUCAGCCCAUGCUGAAGGUAAUUGGCAGCAGUGGUGGUGGUGGCGGCCGUGGGUAUAGAUACCAUGACGACGACGAUAACGACGGUAACAGUAGCAGCAGUGACAACUAGUGUGUAUGUUCCCAUUCGGGGAGUCUAGUACUUGGUAUUGUUUUAUUAGGGUAAGAUUGUAAUGUAAUGAGCAAACUUGAAUCGAUUCCAAAAUAGUGUGAGUUGUUAGAGGCGAAUGAACUGCAAAGUUUAAAGCCUCUUAAAAACAAACAAAGAAAGAAAGAAAGUGUGAGUUGGGAGAAAGUGCACAAUGCAGUUAUAAUUUAUGUACAUUUUUAGUAUACUAUAAUAUAAGGAAUACAAACAUGGUGCACUCUAAAUCUAAGAAUGAAAUGUAUUAAUAGUUGAUUGUAACAUUUUUAUGCAUAACCACUCGAAAGAAUUCAAUAUGAUAUCUUGAAAGCAACUAAGGGAUAUGUGAUGUAUACAUAAUUCUAUAGAAAGAUUCAGUGAUACACAAUAAUAAAGGUAGAAUAAUGACACUAAAAUAUAUAGUUGAUUACGGAUAGUUGUUGUUUAGGCACGUUGCAAACAAGAUCUCAUCCUAUGGGAAAUUUAUUAGUAUACAGUGGUCUAUAUUAUUACUGUAUUACUGUAUUCUUUAUUUUGUACAAUUAUCUUGUCUUUUUCACAGAAGAGCGGAAUCUCAAUAAAAUGAUUGAUGCUAAGACAAGAUUAUUACUGAACUGUUCAAU
Molecule: messenger RNA, 3348 nt
Organism: Toxorhynchites rutilus septentrionalis
Lineage: Eukaryota; Metazoa; Arthropoda; Insecta; Diptera; Culicidae
Gene: MFS17
Product: sialin
Exons: 5
Coding region: 1040-2713 (557 amino acids)
Biological process (GO): monoatomic anion transport; transmembrane transport
Cellular component (GO): plasma membrane
Molecular function (GO): transmembrane transporter activity
Source: RefSeq, a predicted model, not a curated record